This is a messenger RNA of [Torrubiella] hemipterigena, 1635 nucleotides long. The record is from the annotation of a GenBank genome assembly. Lineage: Eukaryota; Fungi; Ascomycota; Sordariomycetes; Hypocreales; Clavicipitaceae.
GCAUGCGUCAGUCUGCCUAGUUUAGCUACGAGCAUCGCCAAGCGCUGACAAUCGUGACUCUGGCACAAACAACGACCUCCUCGGUGACUUUACUUUUGCUCCAGCAGUAGCAGCGGAUUUCUAGCGAUACAAGCUGCUCCUGCAGAAUUCCCUUCCGGCACGAGCACACACGCACCCAACUUAACCCGUUCUAGGAGGAAACCAACGGGCCGUGCGCCACCCAACGGACAAGAUGUUGAAGAUUUGGUCCAUGAAAAAAGAGCAAAAGGAGGCGGAGAAUGCAGAGGGUGCCGCGGCGGGUGGCAAGAAGAAGAAAGUCACGGCAGCCCAGCUGCGCGUUCAGAAAGAUCUGUCUGAGCUGUCGCUCGGCUCAACCAUGUCGACCGAGUUCCCCGACCCCGACAACAUCCUGCACUUUAUCCUGACGAUUGAGCCCGACGAGGGCAUGUACCGCGGCGGCCGCUUCACCUUCGACUUUGCCAUCAACCAGAGCUUCCCGCACGAGCCGCCCAAGGUGCUGUGCCAGGAGAAGAUCUACCACCCCAACAUUGACGUCGAGGGCAAGAUUUGCCUCAACAUCCUGCGUGAGGACUGGAAGCCCGUGCUGAACCUGAAUGCGGUGAUUGUGGGAUUGCAGUUUCUAUUUCUGGAGCCGAAUGCCUCGGAUCCCCUCAAUAAAGAGGCUGCGGAGGAUCUGAGGAGUAACCGCGAGGCGUUUAAGAGGAAUGUGAGGACGGCUAUGACGGGCGGUGUGGUCAAGGGGAAGAGCUACGAUCGUGUGACGAAAUAGAGAAGGAAAGAUUGGUCAGCAAAAGACGAAAAAUGGGCGGCUACGAGAGGAUACGCUUCGUUUAUAUGAGACGUAUAACACCCGACUACGAGGCUCGUGAGGGAUGUGGUCAGCGGCGAACAGACAGACAGCAUAACGAUGGACGACGAUGACGCUAAAAAAAGAAUCAUUUGGGAAGCGCUGCGCAUGAGGGACGGGUGGUACUGGUCUGGUCUCUAUCUACUGGGUUCUCCUAGGCGCCUUGUUCGACGAGCAGUACUGCAGAGAGUAUGGCAGAUGGGACGAGGCUAUGUCUUUUUUUAUUUUUUUCUUAUAGAGUUUGUUGAUUUUGUUUUCUAGUAAGCGUUACAAUACGACGGCAUACCAUGUAGUGAAGCUGGUGCUGCUUGUCUUCCCUGCGGUGAACCUUGAGGGUGUCCUCUCGAGAAAGCAUCUUUUGACGUAUAACUGUAAAAGUGUUCGGCCGGUCGUCGAGGACGGUUGAAAUGCCCGCUAUUCGAUUGAGUUUUUCGCGAUUGGAGGACCAUGUCAUCAACGUUGUAGAGUUUGAUCGGGACUGACAGCGUCCUGUGAGGCAAACUCGAGUACCCGUCCCGCGCCGGCGCACAACGACAAAUCUCCAAAUCAUUCCGCUCGUCUCCAAUUCCCCCGCCCCGAAACAUCGCCGUUGAGUCACCCCCUCCGCAUUUAAAUCAUCCUUUCACAAGCCGACGACAGCUUGGCUCCGAUCCGCACCCCGGUGAUGCGGCUCUUCCGCUAUCGCAGGUCCGGGGGGGGUAGCCAGCCUGCUGUAGCGGGGAAAAACUGGCCUCCGCUGUGCGUGGGGUUCCAGGCGAGCCUUUAGG